Molecule: messenger RNA, 150 nt
Organism: Loa loa (African eye worm)
Lineage: Eukaryota; Metazoa; Nematoda; Chromadorea; Rhabditida; Onchocercidae
Exons: 2
Coding region: 1-150 (49 amino acids)
Source: RefSeq, a predicted model, not a curated record
AUGCAAAUGCUUAAAUCACUUCUGGAGGUAUUACAAAGUAUGGAAGAGAUGCAAACAAAAGAUGGUGACAAUAUGAAACUAUUAACAGCACGAAGCACAACGCUAACAGCAAAUGUACGACAAUUGCUAUCAACUGUACCAUAUGCAUAA